CGGGUAUCCAAAAGAUAUUUCAUUCACUUGCAGGACUUGGUACGGUAUAUUUCAUGAAUGAUCAAAUCCGAGAGAUGCAAACUCAGCAACGAAUGGGGGAGGCUCCUUCCGGUCAAUCGCGUCAGACCGGUCAGCGGCAGCCCCCUUCUGGUCGGUCGACGCCGCGGAGCACGCUGAGAAAGAGUGGCGAUGAGGGAAGUCCGCUCCCCGAAAGCGCUUGUGUUAACAUAGGCCCUAAAGUAGAAAAAGAUGACUUGCAGGGGAUAUCAGAAAUACGGAAUCUUCCAAAAGAAACUAAGAAAAAGGAAAACAAGUCCUCCGUCUUCGAUGUCAUAUUUUUUAAAAAUGUGCAGAGUUGUGCUCUUUAUUGUUUUGACGCUAUUGCUGCUUUCGUGCGGCAUACUGCACAAGCUUUACUUCUUGACCCUUCUGAAUAAUCUCUCUGAGAAACUGCAUGCUCCAGUCCAUAGCGAUUUGUCGAAAGUUGAAAACAAGAAAAGUCAAGCAAUUUCAAUUCUCGUGUGCAUUGCAUUUGUUGAAUUCUGCACAUCUCUUGUUACUCUUUGGAGAGUUGUUUUCCAAGAUCAGAAGACUAAUUGGACACGACAACACUUAGUGACAGCUAUCCAGCAGGCCGUGAGCACUAUUGGAGAGGUAUAUUUGAUCAUCUAUGCCCUUCCAUUACUGGGCAGUUUGAGGGCAUGUUUAGUUGUAACAGUUCUACCACUUAUGUCAAGCAUAUGCAAGUUCGUGAGCACAAUUGGUCGGCUCAGGGUCAAGCGAUGUAUUAGAAAAGGUUCUUUACUCAAACUUUGUGUAGCGGGUUUCCCGGUUUUGGCACUGGCAGGGAGUGUUUUCUUAUUCAUGAAUGGGCUAAUACCAUUUGACAGAGACUUGCACCUAAAAUGGGCGUUACCAACUCUUUAAAUGUGUAAGUCAGUAUGCUAUUUGGAUAAUUUUCUUUGCUGAAGAAGAACUGCAAAUGUUCCAAAACAAACAACAGGUGAACCAGAUUCCCAUUCGGAGACAAGUGAAUCUAAAAUAGAAGAAAAACAGUACAAGACAGAACAUAAACAAGAAUUUAUUCAAUUAACUGUUCGUUGGUUAAUAUGUUUAUUGUUUAUCAUUUCGAUAGUGUUGAAUUUAAAUAUAAAACUAAUAGGAAUAGUCGACAAACAGAAAAAUUCUGAAUCAUCUCUGACAAACGAGAACAUCGAAUCUUUAGCGUACAAUUCAACAACAAAUUCCACACUCGUACCACAACAGGAGAAUGGAAAUGUGACAUUAGA
Mya arenaria is the source of this 1289-nucleotide messenger RNA. RefSeq lists its product as uncharacterized. Lineage: Eukaryota; Metazoa; Mollusca; Bivalvia; Myida; Myidae. The record is from RefSeq and is a predicted model, not a curated record. Bases 250 to 927 code for a protein of 225 amino acids. The transcript is spliced from 5 exons.